Messenger RNA from Dipodomys ordii (Ord's kangaroo rat), 732 nucleotides. It is a transcript of the gene Prss58, whose product is annotated as protease, serine, 58. Gene Ontology annotation, molecular function: serine-type endopeptidase activity. The record is from RefSeq and is a predicted model, not a curated record. NCBI's taxonomy places the organism in Eukaryota, Metazoa, Chordata, Mammalia, Rodentia, Heteromyidae. The coding region runs from base 1 to 732 and encodes 243 amino acids. Gene Ontology annotation, biological process: proteolysis. The transcript is spliced from 5 exons.
AUGAUGCAGUCUUUAUAUUCAAUGUGCACUGUGAAAAUGCAAUCAGGUGUGUUUGUUUAUAAUUCUGACCACAUUGCUGGCCCUACUCCACCUUACUUGGUUUUCCUGAAAUCUGAUUACUUGCCCUGCACCGGAGUCUUGAUUCACCCGCUAUGGGUGAUCACAUCUGCACACUGCAAUUUACCGAAGCUCCGGGUAAUAUUGGGAGUGACAAAUCCAUCAGAUCCCACCGAAAACAACGUGCAGGUGAUUGGCUACGAGAAGAUGAUCCAUCAUCCACUCUUCUCAGUAUCUUCUAUUGAGCAUGACCUCAUGUUAAUCAAGCUGAAAAGGAAAGUUGAACUCAAUAACUAUGUGAAACCACUUGAUUUUCCCCAAGAAAUGGUCUCCCAAGACACCAUGUGCACAGUUUCUACCUGGGCUUAUAACUUAUGUGAUGUCGCUAAGGACCCUGACUCGCUCCAAAACGUGAACAUCUCUGUCAUCUCUCAGGCUGAGUGCCACAAUGCCUACAAAACCCAGGAGAUUACAGACAAGAUGAUCUGCGUGGGCAUUGUGCCAGGGAGGAGGCUGCCUUGCAAGGAAAUAUCCUCUGCCCCAGCCGUCUGCAAUGGCGUCCUUCAUGGGAUCCUGGCUUACACAGAUGGAUGCAUCUUGAGAGCUGAUGUCGGCAUCUAUACCAGCAUCUUUCACUACGUGUCCUGGAUUGAAAGCACAAUCCAAAACAACUGA